Ceutorhynchus assimilis (cabbage seed weevil) is the source of this 891-nucleotide messenger RNA. The record is from the annotation of a GenBank genome assembly. Lineage: Eukaryota; Metazoa; Arthropoda; Insecta; Coleoptera; Curculionidae.
GGGGACGGUUUAGUCUGGGGACCUUGUUUUGUUGGCAUCAUAGCAAAUUACUAUUUUGCAUUCUUCGCGGUGUAGUUGUUGGUGACAAACUCUAUAAAAGUAGUGAUUUUUUAAGAGAAUUUAUUAAUGAUGGCCCGUCGUAAUAGUGUCGUCGACGUGCAACUAAUUUGUUACAAUUCGAGAAAGUUUUCGAUAUCGCCCUUCGAGUUGCCCAACUUUCGCAAAAAUGAUGAACUCCCCCCAGAACAGAUCGCCGUGCUCCGUAAGGCUUUUGAAGCCUUUGACAGCCAGAAAUCCGGCAGCAUCCCCUGCGACAUGGUAGCCGACAUUUUACGUCUCAUGGGCCAACCCUUCGACAAAAAAAUCCUGGAAGAACUCAUCGAAGAAGUUGACGCUGACAAAUCUGGACGUCUUGAAUUUGAAGAAUUCGUCACUUUGGCAGCUAAAUUCAUCGUUGAAGAAGACGAUGAAGCCAUGCAAAAAGAACUGAAAGAAGCUUUUAGGCUUUAUGAUAAAGAAGGAAACGGUUACAUCCCAACCACUUGUCUUAAAGAGAUCCUGAGAGAAUUGGACGAUCAAUUAACAGACAGAGAAUUGGACAUGAUGAUCGAGGAAAUCGACACUGAUGGUUCAGGAACUGUUGAUUUUGAUGAAUUCAUGGAAAUGAUGACCGGUGAAGUUUAAGACGUCUUUUGAGGCCCUUUUUUAUUUUAUUUUUUUAAUUUUUAUGAUGUGUAUUUUUGUCUAGUUUAGUAGAUGUCCAGUGUUUUGUGUACAAUAUUUUUUAUUUUUUAACAAACUGAUGUAACUCUGUGUAAAUUUCUGUAUUUAAAAUUUGGUAAAUAAAUAUUAUUUUGUUAUAGUUUGUUUAAGUACCUAGUGAAACUUUGC